Messenger RNA from Fundulus heteroclitus (mummichog), 3309 nucleotides. It is a transcript of the gene proca1, whose product is annotated as protein interacting with cyclin A1. The record is from RefSeq and is a predicted model, not a curated record. Gene Ontology annotation, biological process: phospholipid metabolic process; arachidonate secretion. Gene Ontology annotation, molecular function: A2-type glycerophospholipase activity. The coding region runs from base 731 to 3127 and encodes 798 amino acids. NCBI's taxonomy places the organism in Eukaryota, Metazoa, Chordata, Actinopteri, Cyprinodontiformes, Fundulidae. The transcript has 4 exons.
UCGGUUCUUAUCAAGAUAUGAAGAAAAGAAAAAGUAAUACAAGUUUAGAUGAGGAUAAACAUCUAAAAUCAAGUCGAAUUACAUCUUUUGGCCCAAGCUGACCCAAAUCUUUGGUGCCAAGCCAAACUUGGCACCCAAACUUGACACACUUUGACUCCUGGAGUCACUCGGUUCAGCCUGCGUGAGACAGUUUGAAGCCCCCUCUCCGCAUUCCUCAGCCGGAGACUUUUGUCCCUACAUCGGGAUUUAGGUCGGCACCAAUUCAAUGCCUUGUUUUGUGGCGUUUGAAGGAUGUCCAAUGUCCUGUGUUGGCACAAUCACGCCAUGCUUGUUACCAUGGAGAACGGUAGGCAAGCUCGAAUUCCUCCACGCGUGUUCCCAGAGCAAACCGCAAACCUCCCCUUUCUCUGAGGGAGGGGCCUGGAAGGUAACCUCCGGUCACUCCUGUCUGUCUCUCUCUCUGGAAAAGCCGGGGGGUACAAACUCAGAUCAGCUUUAACCCUCUGCUCUCCCUCCCCUGUACCUGCUGACCGUGCAAAAGAAACACAAUUCCCAUCCCAAAGAGGUUAAUCCCGCUCCUUUGACUCCUCCCCGUGUGGUCAUUCUCCGCGUUAUGAAUCGCGCCACCUCGGCUUCUCCUUAAAAGUGGGAGGGUUGCGCCAGUCAGCGCCAGAAGGCUGCCAGGAGCUGUCUCCGUUACGCGUGGUGCUGAAGGGCCACCCGCCGCAUCAUGUGGUCGGUUUUCUUUGUCUUCCUGUCUUACCUGGACAGAAACGCGGUCAGGGGGGACCUCCUGAGCCACGCGUUGGACGCGGAGAAGGAAAGCAAGGAGAUGUUCUCCAUGAUCAACGGCACCUUCUGCGCAAAGGUGUCCCUAAUAGGGGAGAACGUCCUCUACCAGGUGUCCGAUGGAGCCGAGGUAGUCCGCACCGUGGUGAGCCCCGCCGGGAGGCUGGUGAACUGCUCGGUCGUUGUGAACCAGAUGGAGGUGAAGUCGUUCGUGUAUGAGUGCAGGCUGGGACUGAAGGAGCAGCGCGCCGGGCAGCGGCUAGAGGCGCGUUUUUUGCGCAUGGAUGAAGCCAAGGUGAUGUGCCGGGAGUUCAGGGAGGGAUCAGAGCGCAGCGGCCCAGCCGGAGUGGACGGGAGAAGUGCGGGGAGAGAGCAGGAGAAGGCUCUGAAAAGAUCCAAAAGGGGCUUCACCUACCCGGGGACGCUGUGGUGCGGAGCCGGGAACAUGGCGGACAACUACAACCAGCUGGGAGAGUUUGCAGAGACGGACAGCUGCUGCAGGGUUCAUGACCACUGCCCUCAUGUCAUCCAUGCCUUCUCAUCAAACUACGGAUACACCAAUUUCAAGUGGCACUCCAUCUGCCACUGUGACUGUGAUAAUGAUUUGAAAACGUGUCUGAGAAAAGUCAACGACACAUCCUCCAGGGUCGUCGGCCAGGCAUUUUUCAACGUCAUUGGGGUUCCCUGCUUUGACUUUGCCUAUGAGGAGCAGUGUGCUGAGCGACACUGGUAUGGCCUGUGUAAACGAUACGAGAAGUUCCCCAUCGCCGUGCUGAGAGAAGCGGUGCCAUAUGACUACGGAGGUAUCGAUGUCAUAGAUGAGCUGACGUUGGCUCCGCCCAAGCGGGAAGACUCCAAGAAGAGCAACGAGGAAGAGCAGCGCGAGAGUCCGACUCAGAGCACGAUAUCGGAACCGUCGCUGAAAAAUGUCGUCACGGCUGCCGAGGACUUCAUCAAGGUGCUCGCCACCGUCUCCACGUCUCAAAGCUCCAACGCCGACUUUGACAAGGAGGAGACGCACACCUCGGAGAAAAGGAAGAGGAAGAAGACUGGGAAGAAAAAGAAAGCCAAUAAAAAGCACAAAGGGAAAGGAAAGGGCAGGAAGAGAAAGGAGAAAACGGAGGCAGGUGUGAAAGCAGAGGAAGGGGCUGUGGUUCCACCUCCUGGCAGCAAGGCAGACGAUGUCUUGGCAUUGAGCAAUUUCAUCAGUGAGUCCAACAAACAUGACUGGUCAAGGAUAAACGAUAACAGGGUUGACGACAGUGAAUUUGAGCUUAGGAGGACAGGCGAGCCCUCCAAUGAAGUCAUGAAAGAUGAACCUGCCCAUGAUAAGGAGACAGUUUCCAUUACGUCACCUGUGAAGGUUCAGGCUGGGUCAGAAACUGAGGAGAUGGAAGUCCCUCUGUCGGUUAGCCAGACUCCACACAAAACAAAAACCAAAGGACAAAGAAAGGGUGGCGGAAAGAAAAGCAAGAAAUCCUCGGCUCCUUCUUAUCCGGAAGACCUUAGGCUAAACUCAGUAGACUCCGUUCCAACCAUUAUUGAUUUACUGCCAACUGCGGGACCGCAACCACAUAGCUCCACUAUUACAAGCACUACCAGUGUUCCUAUUGUAGUCCUGAAAGUGCAAAGGGACAGGUCAAAGGAGAGAGGAGACAAAGAGAGGAGGAAGAAAGUAAAGAACGUCAGCUCUGACGCUCCCAUUGUGCCUUCAGACCCACACAAUUCCUCUCGGGUAAGGCUACCAGCGUUUCCUCGCACCGGGUCUCCCACCAUGGCACCGGUCCCUGCCACAGAGCCGCCGCUUUUAAACGCGUCAUUUUACAAACCGGACAGACAGGUUACGGCUCCCGGCUCUAACUUUACCGCCUUGAAAAGGCGAAGGUCAAAGGAAAGGGAGCAGCGGAAAAAAAGGAGGAGGAAAACAGCCAUUCUUCUCUCCAGUCAAAACCUUCUUUUUUCCCACAGCGGCCCUGAAAACGUGAACCCUGUUCUCACAACUCCCCACACCCUCGUCGCAGGGAAUGGCCCCGUGAGCGCUUCUGCGCCGCACGACACAGAAACCCACAAUGAAUGGAGGCUUUUCACAACAGCCACCCCCACCGUGAGCACAACUCUCUACGUGCGCCCGAGCAAACAGCAGAAGAAAUCCACCCUGAAGCAAAACGAGCCAGAGACACUACCAAUCUCCCCGACAGGGGUCAGAACCACAAAGCCCUGGAUGACCACCUCCGCAGUUCCAUCCAUGAGUCCAUUCCAGUUCUCCAUUGAGAGGGCAAGAGCACAGUUUAACCGGAAGAAAAGGAGGAAGGCGUUGAUGUCGAGGCGACGACAGUAGGUCACCUCCUGCAGACGCAGCUGGACUAGACUAGGAAAGCAUUAGCUGACAAGUCCGGCAACCAAAUUUCACUUUACUGCUUUAAAGAAUCAAAUCAUACAAUCACCGAUUGUUCCGUGAUAAUAAUCUUUUUUCAGUAUUUUGUUGCGCAUGUCAGUAAUAAAGUUUCUACAUGAUUAUUA